GAUUUUAAAACACGGCGCUCGCCUGACCCGAAGCCCUCUAUCUGCCUUCGAGCAGGGUACUAAAUUCACUUUACCGUUGCCAAAUUCAUCCAACCGAGUUUCUUCUCAACUCAACGUGGUUUUGUUGUACAGAAGGGAUGGUCCAUUCUCAUCAGCAUCAUAAUAUCUGUGGAUCUCUUGUUCUACAGUCAGCUUCUCUAGUCAAAUAGCCAAAGAGCAAAGACAGGACAACAGCACAGAAGAAAAAAUCUGCAGAGUUAUAAACCCACCACGGUCAUCCUGGCUGAUCGCCUACGAGCGUUACGUCUCACAGACAACCAUACGACCAACAGAUCCAGCUAGUGGAUUUGUUUCCUGUUUUAGCAAACUGUCUGGAAUGAAGAUCCUACAUCUGCAGUGUCCUGGAUGCACACUGACCCCUGCUCUCUCUCCAUCCUACAAUCUGCAGUGUCCUGGAUGCACACUGACCCCUGCUCUCUCUCCAUCCUACAUCUGCAGUGUCCUGGAUGCACACUGACCCCUGCUCUCUCUCCAUCCUACAUCUGCAGUGUCCUGGAUGCACACUGACCCCUGCUCUCUCUCCAUCCUACAAUCUGCAGUGUCCUGGAUGCACACUGACCCCUGCUCUCUCUCCAUCCUACAUCUGCAGUGUCCUGGAUGCACACUGACCCCUGCUCUCUCUCCAUCCUACAAUCUGCAGUGUCCUGGAUGCACACUGACCCCUGCUCUCUCUCCAUCCUACAAUCUGCAGUGUCCUGGAUGCACACUGACCCCUGCUCUCUCUCCAUCCUACAAUCUGCAGUGUCCUGGAUGCACACUGACCCCUGCUCUCUCUCCAUCCUACAUCUGCAGUGUCCUGGAUGCACACUGACCCCUGCUCUCUCUCCAUCCUACAUCUGCAGUGUCCUGGAUGCACACUGACCCCUGCUCUCUCUCCAUCCUACAUCUGCAGUGUCCUGGAUGCACACUGACCCCUGCUCUCUCUCCAUCCUACAUCUGCAGUGUCCUGGAUGCACACUGACCCCUGCUCUCUCUCCAUCCUACAUCUGCAGUGUCCUGGAUGCACACUGACCCCUGCUCUCUCUCCAUCCUACAAUCUGAGAUAAUAGUUACUAUUCCACUUGGUCAGGUGGUUGGGUCAGGGUGAUCUGGGAGGGUUGACACAGUUAGUUAUAUAAUACAUGUGUUUUUUUAACAUGCAGAAUAUGGUGCUGGUUUGUUACUCUCAAUGACUAACCAAUCAUCUCGAGAUUGAACUAAUAACCAACCUAUCAGAAAUGGGCUGCUUGAACUAAUAACCAACCUAUCAGAUAUGGGCUGCUUGAACUAAUAACCAACCUAUCAGAAAUGGGCUGCUUGAACUAAUAACCAACCUAUCAGAUAUGGGCUGCUUGAACUAAUAACCAACCUAUCAGAAAUGGGCUGCUUGAACUAAUAACCAACCUAUCAGAAAUGGGUUGCUUGAACUAAUAACCAACCUUUCAGAAAUGGGCUGCCAAUAAGAAUAGAUGUUACGUUGUCAAAAUACAGAAUAUCACAGGCACCAUAAACUACCAUGAAAGAAAAACAACAGUAGCAAGACCUUGUACGGAUGAGGAAAUAUAUGUGAUUUGGAUAGUAUGUUUUGGAAAAAGGGAUAGAAGGAUGAAUCUUGUACAAGAGAAAGAAAUGAAGAAUCCCAGUUGAGAGAGGGUAGAGAGAGAGAGAGAGAGAGGGAGAUAAAUAGAGGGAAUGAGAAAGGAGAGAGAGAUAAAUAGAGUUUAAAUGAGAGAAAGAGUGAGAGAAAAGAGCAAGAGAGAGAGAGGGGGAGAGAGAGGAAUCAAGCAGAGUGAGCUUCCAUCUGCAGCUUGGCUGGGCCCUGCUCUGGGAGAGAGGGAGGGAGGGAGUCAGUCAGGAGACAUGCCUUCUGGCAGGAAUCUAGCUGUAGAGCUGUAGAAGAGACAGCUGUGUUUGGUGGAGGUAUUUUUAAACGCAUCAAUGCUGCUCCAAUCCCCUCGCCUCAGCCCUCCUAUUUAUAGCUGGGGCCGGCCAUUGUUCUAUUUCUGUCACCUGUGGGCCACGCUGUUGUUAAUUCACAUGCAAAUGAAGCUUGCACCCUCUCCGGCUCAAGCAUUACUUUCCUGUGAGAGGUGGACGGGUAAACAGUGCACGGCUUAGCUCAUCUCUGACUAGUACACCCCCCAUUGGAAGGUUGAAACACAGGCAGGCUCACUCUCACCGCUCAGACAUUACUGAGAGAGGAACAGAGAGGAGAAGACAGACAGACGAGAGAGAGAGAUCAGAGGGAAUAAGAGCAGGGUAGUAGCUCAGUGUCACAACAAGAGAAGAGAAUCAGACUGCCAGGCAUCUUCUAACUCUGUCUGAACAGGGACUUCUUGACUGAAGCUCUGUGCUCUAUGGUGCUGUGUAGUCACAGUAUAGUGGGGAAAGCCUCACAGAGGGAGUGUGUGGUGUGGUUAUUGUAUUGCGUUUCAGCACAGCAAGAGAGAGAGAGUUUCCUCAGAGGAAAAGGAGGAGAGCUGUUUCUGUCUCUAGUCUCCGUACGCCGUCGUGGUCGUUCCCCUGAGUGCACUGCUGUGAGAGGGUUGGCUCUUUAGGGACAGGAAGAGCAGGACUUGCGAUGCGACCUGAGCGCUGAGUGGAGUAUGCUACAGACGAUUUACGAGAGCGAGUCAAAUUUCUCCACCACAACAAACAAGCUCGUUGUCCACCAGCAACUCUUGGACCAGCAGAAGAUGCACAACGUUAACUCAGUGGACAUUAAGCCAGAGGUACUUUUGGAUCCCGUGUCUCCGUUGGACCUGCGUACAGACCUGAGGAUGCUGGGGCCUGGCUCAGACCCGGGAAUGUGGGAGCGUCAGUUGCAGCAGGAGCUGCUCCUCAUCCAGAAACAGCAGCAGGUCCAGAAACAGCUGCUGAUCAGCGAGUUCCAGAAGCAGCAUGAGAAUCUGACCCGCCAGCACCAGGCCCAGCUCCAGGAGCACCUCAAGCUCCAGGAGCACCUCAAGGUGCUUCAACAAAGUACUGAGCUGGUGGAGAAGGAGAGGAGGCAGCAGCUGCAGCAGCAGCAGAGCCAGCAGGAGAAGGAGCAGGAGAGACAUCGCAGGGAGCAGCAUGUCCUCUGUCUCAGCCUCAGGGGCAAGGAGCGCACCAGAGAGAGUGCUGUGGCCAGUAAUGAGGUGAAGCAGAAGCUCCAAGAGUUUCUGUUGAGUAAAUCAAACAAGGACCUGUCUACUGCCGGAGCCACACACAUGCUCAUCCACCACCCCAAGCUCUGGUACACGUCCUCCCACCACACGUCUCUGGACCAGAGUUCUUCUCCCCUGGGAGGCAUGUCUCCUGUCUGCCACUACACACUCCCCUCCCCUCAGGACGGACAGGACGACUUCCCACUGAGGAAAACAGCCUCAGAGCCCAACCUGAAGGUGAAGUCUAGACUGAAGCAGAAGGUAGCAGAGAGGAGGAGUAGUCCACUGCUGAAGAGGAAAGACAGCAACGUCAUGACCCCCUACAAGAAGAGGGCCCUAGAAAUGAUGGACUCUACAGUAACUAACAGUGCCCCAGGCUCAGGACCCAGCUCUCCCAUCGGAGCCUCCAGCGCCCUGGGGGCUGAGAACGGGCCCUCCUCUCUCCCCACCACCACAAAAACCGAGCGCUGGCCAUCACAGCCUAGGUUAUUUCGUCCAGAGGGCUCCAUGUCCAACCUUCUGAGCUUAUACACGUCUCCCUCCUUACCCAACAUCACCCUGGGCCUCUCCGCCACCUCCUCACAGAUCAACGCUGCCAUCGGGCUGAAGGAGAAGACUGGGGAGGUCAGGCAUGGUCUACCAGGGCAGCUCCUGGGGCCUGUGCCCAUGCCCACGGUGACCUCCAUGGAGACCAAGGUGUCCCCCAGCCAUCAGGCUCUGCUCCAACACCUCCUUCAGAAGGAACAGAUAAGACGCCAGAAGAUCCUCUCCUCCUCUGGUCAAGGCUCCAUACCCGCCCACCCCCACUCCCCUCUGGCCAUGAAGGACAGGCCCUCCUCCAACAGCAGACCCAAGCUACCCAAGCACAGGCCCCUGAACCGGACCCAGUCAGCCCCUCUGCCCCAGAGCACCCUGGCUCAGCUGGUCAUCCAGCAGCAACACCAGCACUUCCUGGAGAAGCAGAAACAAUACCAGCAGCAGAUCCACAUCAAUAAGCUGCUGUCCAAGUCCAUCGAGCAACUCCGUCAGCCCAGCUCCCUGGUCAACCCACACCUGCAGGAGUCAGAGGAGGAGGAGGAGGACAACACCCGGAGGAUGGCGGAUGAGAGGAUGGACAUGCAGGAGGACAGGAUGCCCCCUGGUGGCGUGAUCCAGAAACACACCCUUCGCUCCAGCAACAGCAGUGGCAGCAACAGCUCUCUCGGGGAGCUGUCCUCCAUCGUAGAGGCCCACCACCGCCUGGGGGUCAUAAAGGUCAAAGAGGAGCCAAUCGACAGCGAGGACGAGUCCCUGUCCAGUCAGAGCCUAGCGGCGGAGCAGAGGGCCUCACUCCACCAGGUCAAAGGUCAGCUGGUGAUAAGAGCUAUGAUCUGAGGGGGCAGAAGAUGAAGGAGAUCACACACUGCGACAUUCAUAGACGCAUACGUACACACAAACACACACACAGACACACACACACACACACACACACACACACACACACACACACACACACACACACACACACACACACACACACACUGCAGCCAACACACACACAGAGCCGACUAGGACUCCCCAGGCAGUCCUCUCCCUGCCCUGAGAUGUGACGCUGUCUCAGUGAAGUGCAGCCGCACCCCAAACCCCCACCAGACUGACUCUCUGUUUGUGAACUUUGUGAAGUGAUCUGUAAUGUAAAGUAUGUUUCACCGUGCUGUAUAUAACAGGAAGAGUAGAUCUACUAGAAGAGGCUCCUUCUUUUUUUACUUCUAAGGAACAGCUUUGAUUGUUUUCAGGUUCUGCUCAGUUGACAGAAUGUAGUAUGUAUGUAUACAGUAGAUUUAGCGUAAGAGAAUAUUCUAGAAGGGAUGGAAAGUUUAACCGUUGUACAGUUUAUGAAUGCCAUUUUAUGUUCCAAUAGUGUAACAUUUAUGCCAUCAAUUCACUUCAACUUUGACUUGCUGACUGUUGUUGUUUUAUUCAAAUGUCAUAUUCUCCCUCGUUCUCCAAAAAGCUGUGAUGUUCUGUGUUCAGUCGUCUCUGAAAAUGACAUGAAAAUAAGGAAGCAUGCUCAUGUCUGUAUGAGAGAGAAUGUAUUGUUCAGGGAGGGAGGGAGGGAGGGAGGGAGGGAGGGAGGGAUGGAUGGAUGGAUGAUGGAUGGAGGGAGGGAGGGAUGGAUGGAUGGAUGGAUGGAUAGAUGAUGGAUGGAUGGAUGGUGCAGGCAGUCAGCUCCAUCAGACCAUAGGACCAGGUCUGCUUCUCAAAUGGGCAUCCCUUAGGCCUCAGGUUAAAAGUUCUGUGCUAUAUAGGGAAUAUAGCAAGAAUAAAACAACAAAAUCAUCCUGGUUUGCCACGGUCCUGUGUUGAGAUGCCGUGUCAUCUUCCUGGUUCUCCUCUUCCUCGACCUCCUUUUCCUUCUCUUCCUCCUCCUCCUACCCUCUGGGUCCAAAUCAAAGCUCAGCCAGGUUCCUGCCCAACUUUCAACAGAGGAUUCACUAACAGAGAGAAUGAGAGAGAAAGAGAGGGAGAGGGAGAGAGAGAGAAAUAGAAGAAGAGAAAUAGCGAGAGAGAGAGAGAAGGAGAGAAAGAGAGAGUGAGAGGGAGAGAGAGAGAAGGAGAGGGAGAGAAAGUGAGAGCGAGAGAGAGAGAGAGGAGAGAGAGAGAGAGAGCGAGAGAGAGAGAGAGAGAGAGAGAGAAAGAAGGAGAGGAGAGGAGAGAGUAGAGGGCGGGCAGGAAAUGCCUUCUAGAAGCCAGGAGUCGGAAUGAUUCAUGUGUGCAGGAAUGUUAGGGGAGAGGAGGACCCAGGGUUGUAGGAGUCCAAGGGGCCAGGCUUGAGAAUUGAUUUACUGUCAAGGCGAAUUACAAAGCGAGUGGGGAUAUGGUUAAGGGAGACCCUUUUUUAAAGGGAAUCGCUUCCUUCCUACUCCCCAGUGACAUGCUUACCUCCACACGCAGGUUUGAUGUUACUUCAAUAAAAUAAAAAACAAGAUGGGACCUCUCUCCUUCUCCCCAUCCCCCACCCCUGACUCCCUCUUGACAUUGCCCCAUGCAACAUGUCGACUCUGGUCUUAAAGUGGUCAAUCAAUGUAUGUAAAGCUGUAACUUUUCUUUCCUGUUUUGUUUGUCUUGUCAAUGUAUAAAAUAUGACUAUGGGGUUCUGUGUUUGGGUUCCUGUGAAAGACAUAAACUAUGUCUGUCAGUUUGUCUGUCUGCCUGUCUGACUCAUACUGUACAUUUAGCUCAGCCCAUUCUAAUGUUUGUAGUGUAAAAAUCACUUUCAAUUGGAACAAUGUCAGUCUUGUUCCCUUGCUUCUUUGAUUGGGCUGUAACGGGGCCCCUUCUCUACCCGUGGGGGGUCCCAGGAUUCUGUUCAUAGCUGUUUGCGUUUGUUCUCCUUUUUUCUGCCUUGUGCUACAAACCUUUCUUUUAUAAAAUAAAGUUCAUUCCCCAACUGUGCAA
Messenger RNA from Oncorhynchus kisutch (coho salmon), 6626 nucleotides. Its product is annotated as histone deacetylase 9-B-like. Lineage: Eukaryota; Metazoa; Chordata; Actinopteri; Salmoniformes; Salmonidae. The transcript is spliced from 15 exons. The record is from RefSeq and is a predicted model, not a curated record. The coding region runs from base 2646 to 4562 and encodes 638 amino acids.